AUGGCUCGCGGUAUGCAGAAGGCCGCCAAGGCCGCCUCGAAUGUCUUCUCAAUUAACCAGAAAUAUUCCCUCCAGUCCACCGGUAUCUGGGAGCGAAUCCGCCGUGUCCUUGCCGUUGAUCCCGACCGUUCCACUGGUAUCCCAUUGAAUGCGCAAUUCCGUCUUCCUACCCCUGGAGCUCUUCCUCCUCUGUCCUAUGAUGACCCCGUCACCGUCCCAGCUGCCGAUCUUGCCGACAACCCUUACUGGAAGCGCGAUGUCCGCCGCAGCUACCCCCAGCUGAGCACUUUCACCCAGGCUGAUACCGUGAGCCUUCUCACUGUUGGCAGCCAGGCUGCCCCCAAGGACGAUAUCCUGCAGCUCGGUGAAGCUGGCAAGCAGCAAUUGGUCUCAGUGAAGGAAGAGGCCAAGGAGCGGGGUUUGGCCGCUCUAUUCGAGAAGAACGAGAACAUCAUCCAGGGUGUGCUGGCCGCAAAUGGCUUGCCUCCUACACCUUGCAACAUCAACCCGGUUGCUAAGUCACAACAGUCGCAAUACCUUCUGAAUGGAGAGGAAGGCUACCCUGAUGUUUACCCUUGCCGCACUUUUGCUUAA
Penicillium malachiteum is the source of this 594-nucleotide messenger RNA. RefSeq lists its product as uncharacterized. NCBI's taxonomy places the organism in Eukaryota, Fungi, Ascomycota, Eurotiomycetes, Eurotiales, Aspergillaceae. Bases 1 to 594 code for a protein of 197 amino acids. The record is from RefSeq and is a predicted model, not a curated record. The transcript has 3 exons.